Molecule: messenger RNA, 2117 nt
Organism: Xiphias gladius (swordfish)
Lineage: Eukaryota; Metazoa; Chordata; Actinopteri; Istiophoriformes; Xiphiidae
Gene: znhit1
Product: zinc finger, HIT-type containing 1
Exons: 6
Coding region: 246-716 (156 amino acids)
Biological process (GO): chromatin remodeling
Cellular component (GO): Swr1 complex
Molecular function (GO): nucleosome binding
Source: RefSeq, a predicted model, not a curated record
CCGGUAAACUCGUGUCUCUUUUCGGUCAGUCGCAUCGUCGAUGAGUAAUCCGUGCUGGAGCGGCAUCGUCGGCCACCGGGGGCUUUUCUUUUAAGCCGUCUUCGUCUCCCCCCAAACGGCUGCAGUGACCGAGGACGUUCCGUCUUCGAGCUCCUGAAUGUCAGCGCUGACCGAAACCCGCGCUUCGCCUGGUGCGGUGUGUACAUCUGCGGCUGCCGUAGAGGGGAAGGAAAACUACAGCCAACAUGGUGCUGGAGAAGAAAGGCUCCGCUCGGGUGGAGGCCGGUCAGCGCAGAGUCUUGGACGAAGCCACCAGACAGAGGAGACUGACCAGACAGCUGGAGGCUUUGGAGAAAGACAACUUCCAGGACGACCCCCUGUCCUCCCUCCCUCACCCAGGUCCAACCGCCCGCCUGCCUGCCUUCAGUGAGACAGAAGAACCAGAGAAGAAGAAGAGGAAGACGAGGGGCGAUCACUUCAAGCAACGUUUCAGGAAAAACUUCACCACCCUGCUGGAGGAGGAGAACCUGUCGGAGAAGCCGGAGCCUAACUACCUGUCCGCGGCGGCCCCUCCCUCAUCGCUGCCCCCCCGUCACUUCUGCUGCGUCUGCGGUUUCCCCUCUCACUACACCUGCACCACCUGCGGAGGGCGCUACUGCUGCAGCAAGUGUCUGUGCACACACAGAGAGACCAGGUGUCUGAAGUGGACGCUGUAACUCCCCCCUCGUCACCAUGGUGAUGGCGGUGAUGCAGGGGAUGCGGGCGGCUGGAUGGCCGGAUGCUGCCACCUCUCCGGUUCAGGACAGCUCAGAGGUUCCUGCACCCUGUGAACCGUUCAGCUGUCCAGAGUCCACCGGUUUUCUGUGAGAGCAGACGGGUCCAGACGCACCUGUGCAGGUAGACAAAAUAACCCACGCUUCAUGACGGACGACCGUCGGACAGCACUGCAGUGACCUGCGGCGUUUCCGCUGCUCUUACGUUCCUUUUGAACUCUCACAUUUUCACUCUUUCAUUUUUGCAUAUUUUUCUCGAAACUGUCAAAUGCUUGUUUAACCCUUCGACGUUAUUGCUCGCGCCGUGAAUUAUGGGAACGACUCUCAGUUAUUCCGUCGAGUUUUCUGGAGAAUAGAUCCUCUGAUCCUCUGAUCCCACUCUCACGUCUGUACAGCAGCUGGUUAGCUUAGCUUAGCAUAAAGGCUGGAAACGGCUAGCCUGUCUCUGUCCAAAGGUGAAAAAAUCCACCUAUCAGCUCCUCUAAAGCUUCACUGACUAACAGGUCACAUCUUGUGUCUCUAAUCUGUACAAAACCUUGGAGGAAAAACCAAGAAUCGUCCCCAUAAUCCACACAAACAAAGACGAGGUCCGCAAUUAGGUGGAUGGAGGUAACAGAGGACGCGUCUCAACGGAUCAAACGGUCCAACAGCACCUGGUGCAUUUUCUGUCAGCCAAUCGGGACUGGAGUGACAGAAAACCGUCGACUGUUUCGGUCGUAUUUUAUUUAAAAAGCUGAAACAUUCUCUCGUUGCAGCUCCUCAAAUGUGAGGAUUUGCAGUUUUUCUUCGUCACAAGUGAAAGGAAAGGGAAUAUUUUUGGGUUUCGGUCUGUUGGUCGAACAAAACGAGACAUUUGAAGACGUCACAUUGAGCUGUGGGAAAUUACAACAUUAUAAAAGGCAUUUUUCUCUACUUUCUGACAUUUUAUCGGCUAAAUAAUCAUCAGAUUAGUUGAUGAUGAAAAUGAUCAACAGUUGAAGCCCUGAUCAGGACAAAGAAAAGGUGAGGAUUUAAAUUUUUUUUUUUUUUUUGUUCUCAAUAAAUGUGGAGUUUGUGCUUGUUUGUAUGACGUGAAUAUCGGAUGUAUUUUCUUUAAAUUUGGGUCAGACAUUCUUGUUCCCUCCAGCAGUACCAGCAGGUCAAAGUUCAGGUCAAGACAGGAAUCCUCUCUCAGUCAGUCCACAUUGUACCGUGUUGGUGUUUUGUAAAUAAUGAAUAUUGUUGCUUGAUUCUAGUUUCAUCUUUUAUUAAAAAAAGGUCCGAUAUUUAAUCCCCAUGUCUGGAUGAUCUUUUCUAGUCUCAUUCAUUGCUGACUUUUCUGUUUGUUUUGUUUUUUUUUAAACA